UUACUCACCAACCUCAUCAUCAACAGGGCAUUUGUCACUAUUCGUUGUCAUAUCCCAGUCAUCUCUAUUUCCUGUGACGAUGGAAAAUGAAGAACUGAUUUAUGAUAAUGUUUACAGUAGCGGCGAAGACGAGAACUCUGAAGGUGGAGGAGAGGAGGACACGUCUGUUGAAACAAAACUGUUGGAAAUUAAAGCUUAUAUCAGAAAAAUGGAAGAAUUGGGGAUGGAUUCACCUCUAGGCACUGCAGGAGCAACAGUACCAAUCCAGAUGUCUGCUAAAGAAAAGAUAGAAGUCGAUGGUCGCUCCAUAUAUGUGGGUAAUGUUGACUAUGGGGCGACAGCAGAAGAACUUGCUCAACACUUUCAUGGAUGUGGUCCCGUUAAAAAAGUUACUAUUCUUUCAAAUAAGUAUACUGGCCACCCCAAAGGCUUUGCAUAUAUGGAGUUUGGAGAAAUAGACUCAGUUGAAGUGGCCAUGUCACUUGAUGGCUCACUCUUCAGAGGCCGACCACUGAAGGUAAGGCCUAAGCGUACAAACCUGCCAGGUAUUACCACCAGACAUCGACCUCCACGUGUCAUGAGAGCUGUCGUCCGUGGGCGAGGACGCUUUUAUUCUGGAUAUCGACCAAUGAGACCAUACAGGAGCCGGAAGGUCUUCUACAGCCCUUAUUAAUGGUCAUACAUUGCAUGGAAGAUUCCUACUUCCACUAUUGG
Procambarus clarkii (red swamp crayfish) is the source of this 714-nucleotide messenger RNA. Lineage: Eukaryota; Metazoa; Arthropoda; Malacostraca; Decapoda; Cambaridae. The record is from RefSeq and is a predicted model, not a curated record.